AUGCCAGCCCAUAAUCCACCUAUCCCGAAAGCGCCUCAACCCACCAAAGUUUUCUUCGAUCCUUACAACUCGUCCUCGACCGGCCAUCAGCGCGCCGAGAAUAGACUCUCAGGCAGCACCUCAUGGCGCGAUUCACGCACUUACAAGCUGAAACACCAGUUCAGCGACGCUACUGGGCGGGGUGGCACCCAACAUCUCUCGGACUUGGUCGGCGCAGGAAGUGAAAACUUUGGCAAGGACGGCAGGAAGGAAAAUGGCGAUUGGGAGCAGGGCGCACCAGGGUUGAGAGAAUAUGGCUGGCAGGAUAUUAGAGGCCUGCUGGGUGGUGGAAAGAAGAGGAAGAGCCCAACACUGGAAACAGUUGUGCCACCGUACAAGCGUCGCAAGAGCAACAGCGACGCCACCACGCUGCCGUUUUCUUCAGCACAACCUCGCACCAGUAAAAGUGGCUCGGAUAUCGAUGAAUACUCUCAGAAAUCCACGCCGGCUGAACAAAAGCCGCAAAUCUUUGCCUCUCUUUCUCUAUACCUUAAUGGUUCCACCGCGCCCUUGAUUUCCGACCACCGCCUCAAGCAGCUCUUCUCACAGCACGGCGGCACUACCUCACUGUCUCUCGCCCGCCGCAGCGUCACUCACGUGGUCAUUGGCGAGGACUGUGGUGGAGGACUGGCAGGCACGAAAAUCCAGAAGGAGGUACAGAAUGUUAGGGGCAAAGGUGUGAAGUUCGUUACGGCACAGUGGGUGCUGGACAGUGUUGAGCGGGGCAAAAGGCAAGCGGAAGGGAAGUAUGUGCCGAAGAACCUGAGAGGGAAAGUCGGAGGCAGUGGACAGGGCAGUGUGGCCGGGAUGUUCCAGAAGAAGUGA
Messenger RNA from Cyphellophora europaea CBS 101466, 864 nucleotides. RefSeq lists its product as uncharacterized. The transcript has 2 exons. Gene Ontology annotation, cellular component: nucleus. Gene Ontology annotation, molecular function: deoxycytidyl transferase activity; DNA-directed DNA polymerase activity. The record is from RefSeq and is a predicted model, not a curated record. Bases 1 to 864 code for a protein of 287 amino acids. NCBI's taxonomy places the organism in Eukaryota, Fungi, Ascomycota, Eurotiomycetes, Chaetothyriales, Cyphellophoraceae. Gene Ontology annotation, biological process: error-prone translesion synthesis; error-free translesion synthesis.